AUGGCGGCUCUGGACGCAGACAGCAUAAGCCUGCGGCCUCUGAGCCUGCGGCCCGGCGGGGCCAACCCGUUCGCCGGGUUCGCAAAGGGAGCGGGCGUGGGAUUGAAGAACAAGACUGUGUCCACCAACCCGCCGGAGGAGAGGAAGAAGAAGGCGCCUGGGGAGAUCAUCCGCUACUCUCGAGACUUCCUCAUGAAGUUUGUGCAGAAGUACAACCGGGUGCCUCAGGAGCUGCAGUACUCAAACAGCGACAUCUUGCUGGCGGCAGACGACCCGGGGCGCGAGCAGCAGCAGCAGCUGCUGCAGCGCGUGGCGGCGGACGAAGCCGACGAGCGCGACUGGCGGUCGAGGACUACGCUGCCGCCGGGGCCCGCCCCCGCGCCCGCCGCCGCCGGCGGCCAGCAACAGCAGCAGCAGCAGCAGCAGCCCGGCUGGCGCCCCGACCAGCAGCCCGGCAUGCCGCCGCCGUCGGGCGGGGCCGAGGCAGCCAAGAUCCAGAAGGCCACUGACAUUGGGCGCACGGCGUGGCACGCGGGCGUGGCGACCGAGGGCGUGGAGCAGACGCUGCGCAAGGUCAAGGGCAUCCUCAACAAGCUCACGCCCGAGAAGUUUGAGCGCCUGCUGUCCCAGCUCAUCCCCAUGGUCAGCGGCUACGAGGUGCUGCAGGGCACCAUCCGCCAGGUGUUUGAGAACGCGGUGCAGCAGCCCACCUUUGUGGCCAUGUAUGCCGACCUGUGCCGCGAGCUGGACGCCGCGCUGCCAGAGUUCCAUGCACCCGGUGAGGACAAGCCCACCGGGUUCAAGAAGAUGCUGGCCAACACGUGCCAGGAGGAGUACGAGGCGACAGAGGAGGCGCGCAAGGAGCUGAAGAGCCUGCCGGCGGAGGAGCGGCCCGACGCGGAGCGGCGCGCCAAGCAGCGCCUGCUGGGCAACAUCCGCCUCAUCGCGGAGCUGUUCAACAAGGCGCAGGUCAACGAUCGCAUCAUGCUGCUCAUCCUGGCCGACCUGCUGGGGGGCGCCGACAACGACCCGCCGGAGGACAGCGUGGAGGCUGUGUGCGAGCUGCUGUCCACGGCGGGCGCGGAGCUGCAGAAGAGCAGCAAGGGCAAGGCGCGGCUGGAUGCCGCCUUCCGCCAGCUGGAGCGCCUCAGCAACGCCUCCAAGGUCUACGCCUCCCGCAUCCGCUUUGUGAUGAAGGACCUGCUGGAGCUGAGGGCGCAGCACUGGGUGGCGCGCAGAGAGACGUUCACGGUGCGCGGCGGCGUGGUGUGGCUCUGGCCGCGUGGCGGCGUGGCGGCUGCCGCCAAGAAGCUGGACGACAUUCGCAGCGAGGCGCAGGCGGAGCUGGGCAUUGUGGAUGUGCCCAUCGCGGGGCUGGACACGCUGCCGGGCGCGCUGCCGCCGCUGGCGGCCAAGCGGCCCGAGGAGGUGGAGCUGUUCCCGGCCUUCAAGAGCAGCGACGCGGGGUGGGCUGUGGCGCGCGGGAACAAGGGCGAGGCGGCCGGCGGCGGCAAGUUCUCGGCCUUCCUGGGCGAGUACGUGGCGGUGGCCUCGCAGGCGGCAGAGGUGGCGGGGCCCAGCGGCAGGGCGCCACGCACCGACCUGUCUCCCGAGGAGCGUGAGAGCCUGGGCAAGAGCCUGUUCAGCGACUACCUGUGCAGCCCAGACCUGGAGGAGGCGGUGGGCACCGCGCAAGAGCUGGAGGCCCCCGGCUUCAUGCCCAAGCUGGUGCAGAUUGGGCUGGAGAAGGCAUUCGAUGCGAUGACGGAGCGGGAGCAGACCAGCCUGGUGGAUCUGCUGGCGACGCUGGCGGCGCGGGGCGUGCUUGGAGCGGACGACCUCAAGGAGGGCACCGCGGGGCUGAUGGAGGGGCUGGAGGACUUUGCGCUGGACAUCCCCGCCGCGCCGCGCCUGCUGGGCCGCCUGCUGGGCGCCGCCGCCGCGGGCGGCUUGCUAGGCCUGGACUGGGUGGCGGGCGCGGUGGCGCCGUGUGAGAGCGCAGAGCCGCGCCGCGCCUUCCUGGCGGCGGCGCUCAAGGCGGCGCAGGAGGCGGGCGGCGACGAGCGGGUGGCGGCGCUGUGCCAAGAGGGCAAGCUCGACCUGCAGCAGCUGCUGGCCUUUGACCCGGAGUUUGAUGGCGACAUGCCGCCCGCCGCCGACUUCCUGCAGCAGCAAGGCCUGGGCGCGCUGGCAUAG
Messenger RNA from Chlorella variabilis, 2196 nucleotides. RefSeq lists its product as hypothetical. Gene Ontology annotation, molecular function: protein binding; mRNA binding; translation initiation factor activity. Bases 1 to 2196 code for a protein of 731 amino acids. The transcript has 11 exons. The record is from RefSeq and is a predicted model, not a curated record. Gene Ontology annotation, cellular component: eukaryotic translation initiation factor 4F complex. NCBI's taxonomy places the organism in Eukaryota, Viridiplantae, Chlorophyta, Trebouxiophyceae, Chlorellales, Chlorellaceae.